Mixia osmundae IAM 14324 is the source of this 1029-nucleotide messenger RNA. RefSeq lists its product as uncharacterized. Lineage: Eukaryota; Fungi; Basidiomycota; Mixiomycetes; Mixiales; Mixiaceae. The record is from RefSeq and is a predicted model, not a curated record. The transcript has 2 exons. Bases 1 to 1029 code for a protein of 342 amino acids.
AUGGCGCAGAGGCAGCGACACCAAUUGCAGCUUCGAAGAGCUGAAGCCAAAUGCCAAGAUACACGUCGCGCCCCGCGUAGGCGUGAGCUUGAUUCGGGCGAGCGUGCCAGGCAGCCUAGUCACCGGCCGGUGGCAGCUGGCCAAGCGGCACCUCGCUGCCCGUACAAGAUCAUGUCACACAGUGACGAUGGUCUAGGCGAUAUGCUCGGCAACGCAGAUUCGCCUCUUCGACGAGCCUACAUACAACGCAGUGUGCAGAUUGAGGAAGCCAUGUCACGGUGUAGACAAAUUGCGACCAACAUCAGAGAAUUAAUAGCAUUCAUUGACGACCUCGACAACGCUAGAGUCCAAUUGAUGGCUGACGUGAGGAAAGAGCAAGAGGAUCUUCGCUAUGCGGUGCAUGACUUUCGCAAAUUCAUGACGCCGCUGCUGGACGGCGUACCGGGCGAGUCGGACCGAGUGCGAGUGCGCACCACGCCUGUGACGAUGGGUCCAGGGCUGCAUCAAGCAGAGGUAGAUGUUCAUGACGGUCGUGCAGACGCUAGCGAAGCAGAGCUCCAGCAGCCCGUUGCGGAGAGUGUGUCGAAACAGAAUGCCGACGAGUCAACGCAUGUCGAUGGAGGGGCGCAUUUGGCUCAUGACACUUCAGAGAAGGCCUUUCCAAACGAUUCCCUGCGCCUCGCAACUAAUCCAGAACCCGCGUUGACCAGCGCAGCAAGCAUUGGCAGCGCACAGCCUUUGCCGCGUUUGCCUCAAGGUGAACGCCUUCGUUCGUCGUCGGCCGAGCCAGAUGCAGCCAGACAGCUGCGAAAGAACUCUGGCAUCCCCGCCGUGCUCAAGCCGGUCACCAAUGUGCUCAAAGAUUGCAACAAGAGGUCCGGUGACGAUACGACUGCAACAGGCAGCGAACUGAAGAAGACGAAGACUCAGACUCGAGAAUUCAGUUUCACCUCAGGCAGAUCGGCUUCGGCAAAGGGCGACAAAGGCAAGUCCAAAGCCACCGACGAAGAAUGUCUCAAUCAGGAGUAG